UAGUUGGAACCCUGUGAUUGGUUAAUAUAUACUGGGACGUCAAGGACGCUUCAAAUAACAGUUCCCUGGAAGCAGAAAUCUUGGUGGAGGAUAAGAAGAGGGAAGUUACAUGAACAUUUACAACUCAGCGAAAUCAUGGCAAGGAGACAAGAAGUUGACUCAGAUCUCAGUGAGAUUGUGAGAAAUCUCUGGGCUUUGGACCGCAACCGCCUCAGACCAGGGUCUGAUUACAUCAUCUCACCCCAGGGCAGAGCCGGCUACGUGGCUCAGGGGAGCAACUACGCCACGGACAGAGCCCAGGCUCCGCUCUUCACCUACGUCGAUGAGGCCAAACUCAGGAGCAUCGAAACAUACGCUCACUUCAUCAACUUGCUGGACAACUACGAGACGUCCACCGGCGUGUCAGAGACGGUCACUUCAGAGGAGCUUCAGGAGAACAGACUGUUUCUCGACGCAAUAAUGGAGACGGAUGUCAUGAUGUCUGCUCACCAGUAUCUGAUAGAGAAGGGCAAGUCACCGAUGGAUCCUGCACAGUUCAAAAAUCAGCUGUUUGACAUCUGGUUCCGCCUUUACCACCGGGACAGAAGUGGAGGUGAAGAUUCUUGUGGAUUUGAGCAUGUGUUUGUUGGAGAAACUAAGAAUGGUAAGAAGAUAAUGGGUCUGCACAACUGGGUCCAGUUCUACCUGCAGGAGAAACACGGCCAUGUUGACUAUAAAGGCUUUAAAGCAAGAAACAACAAGAAGACACCUGAUGAGGACGACCAUGUCCUGAAGCUUCAGUUCAGCUGGAAAGGUUUAGUCAAACCAAUCGGCAGCUCCUUCAUCGGCGUCAGUCCAGAGUUUGAGGUCGCUCUGUACACCAUCGUCUUCCUGAUGUCCACUGCAAAGACCACGUCUGUGUUGGUGGAGGUGAACGCAUACGUGCUGGAGCUGGUCGUCUAUCGUCACGGCAGAUCCAUCGGCUCGUCUUACCCUAAACUGGUCAGUGGUAGAGAUGAAUGAAUUUUAGAUCUUUUUUUUUUCUAAAGUGCCAGAAAAAGAAAUGCUACCUAUGCUUUGCAAAUUUUCUUGAAAACAAUUCCAUGUAUUCUUAUCCAGCCAAUAUGUAAUAGCAUAUAAAUUAAUGUAUAUUAAAUAUUUUGUAACACGCUGUUGGUGUGUGUUUUUUAAGUCUUAUAAUUUAACAUAAAGAGCAGGAGAACCUCCUUUAAGGCCAUGUAAUCCAAUGUAAGAUGUUUGCGGGGUUUCUGCACCUCAGUUUUAACUGACAGGUAAAACCUCACAGGCAGCUCUGCGCAGAAAGUAAAUUGCUGUUUUCAGUUUCCUGUUUCAAUACAAAAAAUUUAAAAAUCAUUUAAACUAAUUAUUUUAAACUGAAAAAUAAAUCAAGCUGUCAGUUACAA
Cynoglossus semilaevis (tongue sole) is the source of this 1403-nucleotide messenger RNA. RefSeq names its product poly(U)-specific endoribonuclease-C-like. The record is from RefSeq and is a predicted model, not a curated record. Gene Ontology annotation, molecular function: RNA endonuclease activity. Lineage: Eukaryota; Metazoa; Chordata; Actinopteri; Pleuronectiformes; Cynoglossidae. Bases 136 to 1002 code for a protein of 288 amino acids. The transcript is spliced from 7 exons.